AUGAAUACAUCUAAACACAAAGAAAUUACUAGAAUGGCUUCAUAUAUUAUUCAAAUUCCAACAGGAACAGGAGUAAUUAACUUCACAACAGCAUCAAAUUCAACCUCUACAGAUGAUAAUGUAAUUUCAAAUUAUGGUAGUAAUUUUAAUAUUACAAAAUGUAAUUAUUUAAACAAUAAAUUCAUAGGAAGUUCUGGAAUUUUUGAUUGUGAUAUUAAAUGUUCAUAUUCAAGUUGUUCAUUCAUAGGAAACAAAGGAAUAUAUUUAUUUGACUCAAAACCAAAAUCUGUUGUUAAUUGUUACUUUAAUAAUGAUGUCACUCAAACUAUAAGUAAUAAUGCAGCUACAUAUGAACCAAUUCAACCAUUUGAUUUCUAUAUAUCUCAUUAUUCAACAUAUUAUUGUCCUGCUACAUAUUUUUCUUAUAAUUUAGUAAAAAAUGAAAAAGAUUCACGUAAAAAAUUUAAAGAAGAUGAAUUAGAUUUGGAUGACAUCAAAAUUAUUGUUAACAAAGUUUAUAAAACCUCAUUUGUUGAAGCAGUAAAUUUCUCUAAUUUGGCAGAAUAA
This is a messenger RNA of Trichomonas vaginalis G3, 567 nucleotides long. RefSeq lists its product as uncharacterized. The transcript has a single exon. Lineage: Eukaryota; Parabasalia; Trichomonadida; Trichomonadidae. The coding region runs from base 1 to 567 and encodes 188 amino acids. The record is from RefSeq and is a predicted model, not a curated record.